AUGGGCAAGAAAAAGCGUGGCCACCCCGAUAUCGAGGAGAUCCUCUCGCGAGCAUGGUGCUACUAUUGCGAACGAGACUUCGAGGAUCUGAAGCUCUUGAUAUCGCAUCAGAAGGCCAAGCACUUCAAGUGUGACAGAUGUGGACGACGACUGAAUACAGCAGGAGGUCUUUCGGUUCAUAUGAAUCAGGUGCACAAGGAGUCUUUGACCACAGUCGAGAAUGCCCUCCCCAACCGACAGGGCCUCGAGGUCGAGAUCUUUGGUAUGGAAGGUAUCCCGGAGGAUGUAGUCCAGCAACACAACCAGCGAAUCAUCCAGACAUUCUACCAACAACAAGCCGAACGGUUCGCAGCGACGGGGAAUCCCCCGCCGGGAGAGCGUGGUAAGGAGGGGCCGGCGAAGAAGAUCAAGGUUGAAUCAGCAGAUGAGCUCAAAAAGAGACUGGCCGAACACCGCGCGCGGACCGCUGCCCAGAAAGCUGCGGGUGGAAGCGCUACCCAUACACCUACGCAGGGUCUUCCCGAUGGGCACAGUCCGGCACAGAAUGGCUCCCCUGGCGCUUUCAAUUCGCCCUUUGCGCCGCCCGGUGGCCAGUUCCCCGGAUACCCUCAACAACCCGUCCCCGGUUAUACCCCUCCGCCGCAAUACCCUCAAGCGUAUCCUCCCUCGAGUCUACCCGCGCGGCCCGGAAGCAAUCUUGCUGCUCCUCCUGGGCUCCCCGCUCGUCCCGGUCAACAUGGCUGGCAAGGAAAUGCCUCGACCAUCGACGAGCUGGUGUCAGGCGCGCCGCAGCCAGAGGGUGACGAGAUCGACGCGCUCAUCAGGAUGGCCGAGAACCGCAUCAAGCCCCCGAAGAAGCCCGAUACCCCUGCCACUGCCCAGCCGGCCGCGGAAGAGGCCGCACCGGACAAGAAGUCCAAGAAGGAGAAAGACAAGAAUGUCAAGAUGAUAUACGAGGAUGAGCUCAGCCCGGAGGAGAGGAUGGCGAUGAUGCCCAGAUAUGCUUUUGCCCCCCAGGCUGUCGCGUAG
Anthostomella pinea is the source of this 1029-nucleotide messenger RNA. Lineage: Eukaryota; Fungi; Ascomycota; Sordariomycetes; Xylariales; Xylariaceae. The record is from the annotation of a GenBank genome assembly.